This is a messenger RNA of Thermothelomyces thermophilus ATCC 42464, 3156 nucleotides long. RefSeq lists its product as uncharacterized. Gene Ontology annotation, molecular function: hydrolase activity. Gene Ontology annotation, cellular component: P-body. Gene Ontology annotation, biological process: protein modification process. The transcript has 3 exons. The coding region runs from base 240 to 3020 and encodes 926 amino acids. The record is from RefSeq and is a predicted model, not a curated record. NCBI's taxonomy places the organism in Eukaryota, Fungi, Ascomycota, Sordariomycetes, Sordariales, Chaetomiaceae.
UUUUCAUCCUUACUCGAAUCGUGCCUUAGCUCGUUUCGUAUCCCCUCCCCCUCUUUUCUUGCUGCUGCCCAACUCGCCUACAGGGUGCUUCUUUCUUGGUUAUUUCAUUUCCAUUCCUAUCUCCGGAUCUUUCUUUCAAGCCUGGACCUGGAACAUAAGAUAGGGAAGCAUCUCGUUGAGGGUCAGAAAAGGAACAAAAGAGAAAAGAGAAAAAAGGAAGAAAAGAAAGAAGGGAAAAAAUGCACAUCCUCGUGGUCAAUGACGACGGGCCGCCGUCGCCCCAUUCGUCUCCAUAUGUCCACUCACUCGUCCGGGAGCUUCAGGCCCAUGGCCACACCGUGUCGGUCUGCCUGCCGCACACGCAACGCUCCUGGAUCGGCAAGGCGCACAUCAUCGGCCAGACCGUCAAGCCGCUCUACUACCGCCCGCCGCCUCCCUCGGCGCCAGCUGCCGGCUUGAUGCAUGAGGACGACGAGGAGGGCGAGUCCGCAACCAUCACCACCACCACCACUACCACCACCAACAACAACACCAACAACACCAACAACACCAACAACACCCCAGAACAAAAACAAGGACAGCAGGGGAAACUACAACAGCCGCCCCGCCAUGGCACAACGCACGCCCGCCCCAGCACUCGGCCCGGGACCGAAGAAUGGAUCCUCGUGGAUGGCACCCCGGCCUCGUGCGUCCAGAUCGGCCUGUACCACUUCUUCCGCGACCGGGGGCCGGUCGACCUGGUGGUCAGCGGGCCCAACUACGGGCGCAACACGACGGCCGUCUUCGCCCUCAGCAGCGGCACCCUGGGCGGCGCCCUCGAGGCCGCCGUGUGCCGCCACCGCGCCGUCGCCCUGAGCUAUGCCUUCUUCACGCGCAACCACGACACGUCCAUCAUCGAGAAGGCGAGCCGCCAGAGCGUCCGCGUCAUCGAGGCCCUGGUCCGCGACUGGCCCGACGACGGCAGCGUCGACCUCUACAGCGUCAACGUGCCCCUGCUCGAGGGGCUCGAGGAGGGCAAGGUGCUGUUCACGCCCAUGCUGCAGAACUACUGGGGCUCGGGGAGCUGCUUCACCGAGGUGGACGGGAGCGUCGACGGGGAGGACGAGGACGAGGAGCGGAUCCGGGAGGACGAGGGCCAGGUCGAGGAGGACAACCUGGACGGCCCCGGCGGUGCCGGUGGCGGCGGCGGCGGCGGCGGCUGCAGGGCCGCCUGCCAUACCCACAAGCACUUCAAGUGGUCGCCGCGGUUCGCCGACGUGUACAAGAGCGUGGACGAGGCGCCGCCGGGGAACGAUGGGUGGGCGGUCAAAGAGGGGCAUACGAGUGUUACGCCCCUCAAGGCCAACUUCUUCCAGGCUGCCACGGAAUUGCAUGGCAAGGAACUGCAGUUGGGAGUUUCCAGGCGCUCGACUUUCGGAGUCGUGCCAAAGCUAGAGGAAGCCACCUCGGCUCAUCCAGCUCAGGACCACCUUCCGGUCAGGACGCAAGCAGCCACCCAGCCUCGGGUCUACGCCCUGAUCGACUAUGACGAUGAAUAUGUCCAGCCCCUGAUCCUGUCGGCCGUCAAGUCUCUCCUGCCGCCCGAGAGUUACACCCUCGUCAGGCCGCCAUCGUCGUGGUCCAAGUCGGCUCCGGAGAUUAGGCUCGGCGACCUGAUCCCGACCCGCGACGCCAAGGUGCUCCAGAUCAUGCCUUACGAGAGCAUCGACUUCGACUACGCCUCGACCCACCCGGACACAUGCCUCGUCAACAGCUACAUGAUCCGCAAGGCGCUCAUCCGGAAGCACUUCCUCUCGGCAACCGUGGACAAUUGGGUGGCGAAGCACCCGGACUCGGUGCUCAAGACGCACGUCAAGCGCAGCGAGGCCUUCGAGGUGGACUAUGCCGAGUUCUUGGACGACGCCCUGGUGGAGGCGUUUGACCUCCGCGAGAGCUUGGAACGGAACGCUGCAGCGCUCGGAUGCGCGGGCAGCGGUGGAGAUGACGUCGCCGAGAGCGUGGCGGAGCGCGGGGAUGACAGCACCGUACCGACCGCAGCAGCAGCUACCGCUGGUACUGCCACUACUAUUACCAAUACUACCACUGCCGAGACAGGGGAACAGAAGGACGAUCGCAUCGAGUGGUGGAUCCUCAAGCCCAGCAUGAGCGACCGCGGCCAGGGCAUCCGGCUGUUCAGCACGAUGGAGCAGCUGCAGGGGAUUUUUGACGAGUGGGAGCCCGAGAGCAGCGACGACGAGGACGAGGACGACAGAGACCACAUCAUGACCUCGCACCUCCGCCACUUUGUCGCGCAGCCCUACAUCCACCCCCCGCUCCUGCUGCCGGAGCUCGGCAACCGCAAGUUCCACAUCCGCGUCUACGUGCUCUGCGUCGGCAGCAUGCGCGUCUACGUCUACCGCGACAUGCUGGCCCUGUUCGCCGCCAAGCCCUACCGAGCCCCCGGGUCGUCCGGCCCGGAUCCAAACGGGCCGGAUCUCGACGCCCACCUCACAAACACCUGCCUGCAAACCAGCGCCGCCACCAACAACAACAACAAUAACAACACCACUAUUGCUCCCGGAAACCACAAAGAUGGCAGCACACCAUCGGCGUCAGCAGCAGCAGCAGCAGCAGACCUGGUCCUCCGCUUCGGCACGCUGCCCCUGGACCCGGACCGGUCGGCGUCCAUCGUGGCGCAGAUCUGCGCCGUCACGGGCGACCUGUUCGAGGCGGCGGCGCGCGCCAUGCCCGUCCACUUCCAGCCGGCACCGCACGCCUUCGAGGUCUACGGGCUCGACUUCCUCCCCGACGCCCAGGGCCGCCCCUGGCUGCUCGAGGUCAACGCGUUCCCGGACUUUCGCCAGACCGGCCCCGACCUGGCCGGGGUCGUCGCCGGCUUCUGGAAGGGGGUGGUCAGGAGCGCGGUGGUGCCGUUUGUGGUGAACCCCCCCGCUACUGCUGCUGCUGCUGCUACGUACGAUGGCGGUGAUGAUGAUGAUGGGAUGGUGCUGGUUAGGGAGGUGGAUCUAGGAAAGAGGUGAUAUUAGCUCCACUACGGAGUAAUUACGCUACGGAAUAGGGCGUGUAAGUACAUGGAUACAAUGUGGGUUUUUCUCUCUCCCUCCCUCUCUCUCUCCCUCUCUGUGUGUGUGUGUGUUCCUGCCUAAGUGGGCAGGG